AUGCCGUUGCUGGACUCGCCACUGCUUUACCCAGCACCGAAGGUCCAGUGGUACACACCGACGCCGCGCAAGCCAAGCCACGAGAAUCCCCUCGGCAUCGUCUUCCCGGAGGAUGCAGAGAGGGAGACCAUAGUGAGUGGAGCCCAACGUGUGAGGGAAGGAUCCUCUCAAGAAGACGUACUGAUCGUCAAGAUCGAUGGCGCACUGGAUUUGCUGCCGUCUGACAACUUUGGGCCGCACUACUAUUGCGCUACCGCAUACUACCCAGGUGAAGGUAGUGCACAGAUACAUGCAAGGAAGACCGAAUUCGCGGUCGGGAAGGCGAAUCCCGCGCAUCCUGACCUUGACAAUUGCAUGCUGCAGAAGACUGUCUUGGUACCGUACAAUCGGAAGCAACAGCUCCUCAUGGUGGAGAUCCACGAAGUGGAUCCCGAAGAUUCAGAGGUGGAGGACUCCUUGAUCGGCCAGGCAACACUACCACUGGCAGAUCCAAAGAUCGAGUCCUCGACAAACUGGCCGCUGUUUCGUGGCUUCGAAUCCAGCGGCUCAUUGACGCUGCAAGUCAACAUCCCCCAAGGGAAUUCUGCGAGCCCGAAAACGCUCGAUUCUGCGACACCGUCCGUUUGCAAGCGCUCCAGGCGGAGCAAUACUCCUCCAAAGGGAUUUCCGGAGCCCGUGUCUCCACUUAGCCAGACAGCACCAUACAGGUGCAAGCGCUCCGAGCGCAGCGAUACUCCUCCGGAGGGAUUUCCGGAGCCCGUUUCACCAUCCAGAGUGGCGCACCCAACCCUGCUGGAGAGUCUGCGCCAUGGACAGCAGACCCCUGAGGAGAAGAAGUGCAAAGCAUUCGACAAGGAGUGGACACAGGACAUUGGCUCCUCCAAGAUCUUCACGGGCUGCACGCCUUGCGAUGUGUUUCUGGAGUCCAUGCGCAAGGGACCAGACUUGAUGGAACACUCGCCAUUGCUGAAGUCCCUGAUGAGUGGCGUGGAUCCCCCUGCCCAUGUGAACAUCCGUCUCCCCACCCAGGCCGGAGGCAACCUUCAAUCGUGCAUCAGGCCAGACCAGGCACAGACGGCGUCAGCUGUCUCAGGCAAUGUGCAACGCACACCUGCGAGCUAUGUUCCAGAAAGGCUACACCAGAGCCAUGCGCCGCCCCGCACAAGCUAUAAUCCAGUCCCCAUGCAGCAAUCGCUGCUUAGCACAUCCAACCCAUCCCAGACUCUGCAGUACCGGCAGGCGAGCUACAUGCCGCAACUUGUGUAUGACAUAGAAGUCCCUUUUGUGAGAUACGACUCUCCGAGCUUUUCAUCCAGCAUGCCGUUGCUGGACUCGCCAGUGCUAUACCCAGCACCGAAGGUCCAGUGGUACACACCGACGCCGCGCAAGCCGAGCCACGAGAAUCCCCUCGGCAUCGUCUUCCCGGAGGAUGCAGAGAAGGAGACCAUGGUGACUGGAGCGCAGCGUGUGAGUCAAGGAUCCCCUCCAGAAGACGUAAUGAUCGUCAAGAUCGAUGGCGCACUGGAUUUGCUGCCGUCUGACAACUUUGGGCCGCACUACUACUGCGCUACAGCAUAUUACCCAGGCGAGGGUAAUGCACAGGUACAUGCGAGAAAGACCGAAUUCGCGGUCGGGAAGGCGAAUCCCGCGCAUCCUGACCUUGACAAUUGCAUGCUGCAGAAGACUGUUGUGGUACCCUACAAUCGGAAGCAACAGCUCCUGAUGGUGGGGAUCCACGAAGUGGAUCCCGAAGAUUCAGAGGUGGAGGACUCCUUGAUCGGCCAGGCAACACUACCACUGGCAGAUCCAAAGAUCGAGUCCUCGACAAACUGGCCGCUGUUUCGUGGCUUCGAAUGCAGCGGCUCAUUGACGGUGCAAGUCAACAUCCCCCAAGUGAAUUCUGCGAGCCCGAAAACGCUUGAUUGUGCGACACCAUCCGUUUGCAAGCGCUCCAAUCGGAGCAAUACUCCUCCAAAGGGAUUUCCGGAGCCCGCGUCUCCACUCAGCCGGACAGCACCAUACAUGCGCAAGCGCUCCGAUCGCAGCGACACUCCUCCGGAGGGAUUUCCAGAGCCCAUUUCACCAUCCAGGAGGGCGCACCCAACCCUCCUGGAGAGCUUGCGCCAUGUAACACAGACAUCCGAGGAAAAGAAAUGCAAAGCAUUCGAUGAGGAUACGCAGACAAAGGACAUUGGCUCCUCCAAAAUCUUCACUGGCUGCGCACCUUGCGAUGUGUUUCUGGAGUCCAUGCGCAAGGGACCAGAUUUGUUAGAGCACUCGCCAUUGCUCAAGUCCCUGAUGAGUGGCGUGGAUCCCCUUGUCGAUCCAGACAUCCGUCUCCCCACCCAGGCCGGAGGCAACCACCUUCGAUCGUGCAUCAGGGCAGACCAGGCUCAGCCGGCGUCAGCCAUUUCAGGCAAUGUGCAACGCACACCUGCGAGCUGCAUGCCAGCAAGGCCACACCAGAGCCACGUGCCGCCCCGCACAAGCUACAAUCCAGUCCCCCUGCAGCCCCUGCAGCAGCCGCUGCUUGGCACAUCCAACCCACCCCAGACUCUGCAGUACCGGCAGGCGAGCUACAUGCCGCAAUUUGCGGGCUAUAGCACGGUUGGCAUCUUGCCUGUGCCUCGCCCCAUUGUCGUCCGAACGUACCAGGCGCCGGACGAAGCCCUGAAGAGGCGAUCUGCGUUGAGCGCGGGGUGGCUGAUCAAGAGGUACUUGAGAUGGACCACCUUGGUCGGGGCCUUUGCUACGCACAUGAGAAGGGUGUAUGGCAUAGAAAUCCCUUUUGUGAGAUACGACUCUCCGAGCUUUUCAUCCAGCAUGCCGUUGCUGGACUCGCCAGUGCUAUACCCAGCACCGAAGGUCCAGUGGUACACACCAACGCCACGGAAGCCCAGCCAUGAGAAUCCCUUCGGCAUCGUCUUCCCGGAGGAUGCAGAGAAGGAGACCAUGGUGACUGGAGCCCACCACGUGAGGGAAGAAGCCCCUCCGGAACACCUGAUGGUGGUCAAGAUCGAUGGCGCACUGGAUUUGCUGCCGUCAGACAACUUUGGGCCGCACUUCUAUUGUGCCACAGCGUACUACCCAGGUGAGAGUAGCGCAGAGAUAAACUAUCUGUGCAUUACCCUCGCCUGGGUAGUAUGCUGUGGCGCAGUGGCGCUGCAAGUCCACAUCCCCCAAGGGAAUUCUGCGAGCCCGAAAGCGCUCGAUUCUGCGACACCGUCCGUUUGCAAGCGCUCCAGGCGGAGCAAUACUCCUCCAAAGGGAUUUCCGGAGCCCGUGUCUCCACUUAGCCAGACAGCACCAUACAGGUGCAAGCGCUCCCAGCGCAGCGAUACUCUUCCGGAGGGAUUUCCAGAGCCCGUUUCACCAUUCAGCGUGGCGCACCCAAUUUUUCUGGAGACUCUGCGUCAUGGACAACAGACACCGGAGGUGAUUUGCGUCGAGCACGAGGUGACUGAUCAAGAGGACGUCUUAAAGCCGGUACUUGAGAUCGACCACCUUGGUGGGGGCCUUUGCUACACAGGUGAUUUGCAUUUGGUGCUACUGUGCCUCACCCGCGGAAGCCAUUCCAUAAAGCGCUUUGAGAACCCCACCUGUGCUUUGCAGACUGUCCAGUGGUACACACCGACGCCGCGCAAGCCGAGCCACGAGAAUCCGCUCGGCAUCGUCUUCCCGGAGGAUGCAGAGAAGGAGACCAAGGCGCGUAGAGCCCAACGUGUGAGGGAAGGAUCCUCUCCAGAAGACGUGAUGCUCGUCAAGAUCGAUGGCGCACUGGAUUUGCUGCCGUCUGACAACUUUGGGCCGCACUACUAUUGCGCUACGGCGUAUUACCCAGGAGAGGGUAAUGAACAGAUACAUGCGAGAAAGACCGAAUUCGCGGUCGGGAAGGCGAAUCCCGCGCAUCCUGACCUUGACAAUUGCAUGUUGCAGAAGACUGUUGUGGUACCGUACAAUCGGAAGCAACAGCUCCUGAUGGUGGAGAUCCACGAAGUGGAUCCCGAAGAUUCAGAGGUGGAGGACUCCUUGAUCGGCCAGGCAACACUACCACUGGCAGAUCCAAAGAUCGAGUCCUCGACAAACUGGCCGCUGUUUCGUGGCUUCGAAUCCAGCGGCUCAUUGGCGGUGCAAGUCCACAUCCCUCAGGUGAAUUCUGCGAGCCCGAAAAUGCUCGAUUGUGCGACACCAUCCGUUUGCAAGCGCUCCAGGCGGAGCAAUACUCCUCCAAAGGGAUUUCCAGAGCCUGUGUCUCCACUCAGCCGGACAGCACCAUACAUGCGCAAGCGCUCCGAGCGCAGCGACACUCCUCCGGAGGGAUUUCCAGAGCCCCUUUCACCAUCCAGAGUGGCGCACCCAACCCUCCUGGAGAGCGGGCGCCAUGGAAAACAGACACCCGAUGAGAAGAAGUGCAAAGCAUUCGAUGAGGAUAUGCGGACAAAGGGCAUUGGCUCCUCCAAGAUCUUCACUGGCUGCGCAUCUUGCGAUGUGUUUCUGGAGUCCAUGCGCAAGGGACCAGAUUUGUUACAGCACUCGCCAUUGCUCAAGUCCCUGAUGAGUGGCGUGGAUCCCCUUGCCGACGUGGACAUCUGUCGCCCCACCCAGGCCGGAGGCAACCAGCUCCAAUCGUGCAUCAGGCCAGACCAGGCACAGACGGCGUCAGCUGUCUCAGGCAAUGUGCAACGCACACCUGCGAGCUACGUGCCAGCAAGGCCACACCAGAGCCACGCGCCGCCCUGCACAAGCUAUAAUCCAGUCCCCAUGCAGCAAUCGCUGCUUGGCACAUCCAACCCACCCCAGACUCUGCAGUACCGGCAGGCGAGCUACAUGCCGCAAGUUGUGGGCUAUAGCAUAAGUGCAAACCAGACUUCAACAUACCAUGUGCAGCACCGGCAGGCGAACUACAUGCCGCAAGCUGCAGGCGAUGUUCACGCUGCCGACAGCCAUGCGAAGCUGCAAACCAUACACUAUGCAGCAAUCGUGCGCUGGCACAGCCAGGCCAACACAGACGUUGGCAUCUUGCCUGUGCCUCACCCUUUUGCCAUCACAGCGUACCAGGCGCCGGUGUUUGCAGGUCGUUCACCUCUUACGUCUGGUUGUGCUCAGUGCUUGGAGGUCAUAAACAAGUAA
Symbiodinium sp. CCMP2592 is the source of this 5130-nucleotide messenger RNA. NCBI's taxonomy places the organism in Eukaryota, Dinophyceae, Suessiales, Symbiodiniaceae. The record is from the annotation of a GenBank genome assembly.